AUGGUGGUGGUGGUGGUUCUGGCAGUGGUGCUGAAGACUACAGCGUAUGCUCAACAACAAGAGCAGAUGGAGAAGUCUAGGGAUGGGUUUGAUGGGGGUUAUGGUGCAGCAGCGAGGACUGCUUCGGGGUAUCAAACCCUGCCUGCGAGGCCGGGGUUUCUGAGACCUGUCAGUGUUAUUGAUGGUGGUGGUGGUUCUGGCAGUAGUGCUGAAGACUACAGGUCUUCGUAUGCGGCUCGAGUCGCGGAACGGGAGGCGAAGCAAAGGAGGGAGUUGAAGCGUUACAGUCGUGGCCUCAGCGACGGUUGGCAGUCGACGGCCGACCUCGCGGUGUCCCCGGCGGCGUCCGUGGCGACUCCUUCGCGGGACGCCGCCAAGCGCCUCAGUUCGUACCUCAGCGACGCGCUGAAACGCCGCGGAGUCGCGCAUGCGUAUGCGUCAACAGCCAAUCUCUCGAUGCCCAGCAGCUCUGAACAAGCGCUCUUUGGAAAUACGAUGAGCAGUUACAAUCCCGAGAUGGAUGCGGGGUAUGUUGCCGGUACCCGGAGUUUGUCACGUCGGGGUGUUUCGGGGAAUAAACGCUGGUCGACUGCAUACAGCGGAUUCAAUCCUCAAGAAGUUUACAUUGGAUCCAGUUUGCCAAAGUUGGAGGAGUCCAUUGCCGCCACUGGGCCUUAUCAGAGGUUCGGAGGAUCCACAUCUGGUUCUGCUUCUGGAACUGACGAUGUGCAAUCGUUUUCGAGUGACAUUGGCAGUGAAACACAGCCCUCAGACACCGUUUCCGUGUCGGCAUCGUCAGACCUGAGCGACGCAGACACAAGCAUCAUGGAUGGGGAAUCAGUCAGCGAACGCAUUCUCCGCAAAAGCUACUACUCGCGAUUCAACGACACUCUUUCUCGCCGCCGAUCUGCAUCUACUCAUUCUAAACUCAACGGCAUGUCCGCCACCGGACGCAUGAUCGCAUCCAGUGUUGAAAACCUGACAAACAACAAUAACGGUAAUUCAGCUUCGGGUACUUCGCAGAGACCGACGAAGAAGAGUUCGAAGUCUAAAUCCGAAGCCGCCCCGGGGUUACCCAGGGACCCGGGAAUGAGUAGGAGCAAGGAAAAGGCCAAGAAACACGUCAAGAGUGGAACUAAAAGUGUGUCAUCAGCAGGUGUUAUGAAUCCUACGUAUGCUGAGAAUAAGGAGACCAAUGCUUGUGAAAGGGGUUGAAGCGUCGACGAGUGUAUUAAACCGUGUCUGGAUUUCACGCGUCGAAAAGAAAGAGAAAAGCGAGAUUUUGCUGUCUUGAAUUUGUAUUCUAUCUGAGAUAUUCGAUCGUAUGUAAUUCACGUAGUUUUAGCGGAGCUGUUGGUGCGAAAGUUUUGCCAGUACCUUCGAAAUCGGAGGCCUUGGUGCAGUAUUAUUAUUGAGUUCACUCUACUCACCCGAUCCUGGAUAAUAACUGAACUCGUACGGAGUUUCUUGCUGUUUUUUGACGAGCGCGGAAACUUUUUUUUGUAAAUCUAUGCCCUUCCUUUCCAUAACUCAUGUUUUGACGAGUAAUUCCGGAGUAAAUGGAACUUCGGUCAACCCGGAAUCCAUCGGAUACUAUGCCCUAUGAGGAUAAACUACUAGUGACAUCUAACCAUAAUGAGACCCAACGAGUAUAAAACGAAGUACAGUACUGUAUUGUGUGCAGUAACAUACAAUAAACGUUGUGAAAUUCGGUAUUGUUGAUGUUCCGGAUUUCUUAAGCAAUGGAGUUAUAUUGAAUACUGUUAAAUUUUUCGUCUAACAAUUCGUUCCUUUCCGUUAAGUAGAGACAAGAAUGCGGAUUAAAGCUGGAAACAAUCUCACUGGAAAAUCGUUUUUGCAUCUUGUAGGAGAUUGAUUUCAAAAUGCAGAACUUUUUGCAUUCCCCAAAUAGUUGUUGGGAUCUGUCGCGUAGGCCAUAAGGGAUUUUUUCGUGUGACAUUUGAACCGAUUAUUGCAGAUACCGUAUUGACUUGAAUACCGCGUGCCCUUGAUAGCCCUUGCAUUAGAUGUAAACCGUGAUUUUUAGGUACAAUUUUUACCAAAAUUACCUGAAUAAGAGCCGCAUCCGAAUUUCUGGUGGAUUUAAAAAAAUACCUGACAUGUUGAAUUUACUGUAAAGUAUUCUCAAAUGGAUUCUGCCUUUGUUAUGUGUAUUUUUUAAUCUGAAAUAUUAAAACUGUCAUAUUAAUGUCUAAAAACAGAUUUAAUCCAAUUGAAUUCAAAUCAUAAUUUUAAAUGUUUUGAAAUGUACAUGAUUUUAUAAUGAUUUAUGACACACUAAUAGUUAAAAUGAAAAAAAUGGUGCAAUUUUAGGGAAAAAUCCAUACCCAAAAGUGACUUGGUCCUU
This is a messenger RNA of Notodromas monacha, 2368 nucleotides long. NCBI's taxonomy places the organism in Eukaryota, Metazoa, Arthropoda, Ostracoda, Podocopida, Cyprididae. The record is from the annotation of a GenBank genome assembly.